AUGGUUUUGAGUUUGGGGCUCCAGAGUCAGGAAGGUAAUGAUGAAUUAGAAAUGAAGAAGGAAGGAGAAAUCCACACCGUGGAGAAGCCUUAUCAAUAUUUGGAGUGUGAAGAGAGCUCUAAUCAGAGCUUCGAUUUCACUUCUCAUCAAAUAAGUCCCAUUGGGAAAAAACCCUAUCAGUGCUUGGAAUGUGGAAUGUGUUUCAGUCAGAGGAGAAGCCAUACAGGUGAGAAGCCCUAUCAGUGUUUGGAAUGUGGAAAGAGCUUCACUAGGAAGGAAAGUCUCACUUCUAAUAAGAGAAUCCACAGUGGGGGAAAACCUUAUCAGUGCUUGGAAUGUGGAAAGAGCUUUCAUGCAAGCACAAACCUCCGUCAACAUCAGAGAAUUCACUGUGGGGAGAAACCAUUUCAAUGCCAAGAGUGUGGAAAGAGCUUCGUUAGGGAAAAAGAUCUCUCUUCCCAUCGAAUAAUUCACACAGGUGAGAAAUCAUAUCAUUGCUUGGAAUGUGGAAGGAGCUUCACCUGGAAGAAAAGUUUCCUUUCCCAUCAAAGAAUUCAUACAGGGGAGAAACCACACAAGUGCCUGGAUUGUGGAAAGAGCUACAGUAAGAGGGCUAAUCUCACGACCCAUCGGAGAAUUCACAGUGGCGAGAAACUGCACCAGUGCUUAGAAAUUCAUUCAGGGAGGAAACCAUAUCCGUCCUUGGAAUGCGGAAAGAGCUUCAGUCAGAGUGCCCACCUCACUGCCCAUCAAAGGACUCCCCACAAGGUGAAGCCAUAG
Zootoca vivipara (common lizard) is the source of this 780-nucleotide messenger RNA. Lineage: Eukaryota; Metazoa; Chordata; Lepidosauria; Squamata; Lacertidae. The record is from RefSeq and is a predicted model, not a curated record.